UUGUGCUCGAACUUUAAUGCAAUUUCAAGCAAACGAUGAAAAUGAAAACCGUCUACAUAUUAGUCCUGUGCGCUUUGCUUCUGGCUAACUCUGCCUAUACUGCUGAUGAGUACUGCGAUCCGGACAGCGAUGGCAAGCCUAUUUGUCAGUCCAUUUCAAACGGUCAAACAUAUCGCAACUUCUGGGACCCCACAAGGUAUUGGGUGUGCGAUGGAAGUGGUGAACCGAUUUCCAAACGCUGUCCCAGCGGUACUGCUUUUAGUGGUGAAACUAAUAAAUGUGUGCCAUGGAUCGAUUGGGUGUGGGUGCCGCCAUGUCCUGAAGUUAAUUAA
Molecule: messenger RNA, 332 nt
Organism: Anastrepha obliqua
Lineage: Eukaryota; Metazoa; Arthropoda; Insecta; Diptera; Tephritidae
Exons: 2
Coding region: 36-332 (98 amino acids)
Cellular component (GO): extracellular region
Molecular function (GO): chitin binding
Source: RefSeq, a predicted model, not a curated record